Messenger RNA from Populus euphratica (Euphrates poplar), 2285 nucleotides. Its product is annotated as strictosidine synthase-like. Bases 556 to 1776 code for a protein of 406 amino acids. Lineage: Eukaryota; Viridiplantae; Streptophyta; Magnoliopsida; Malpighiales; Salicaceae. The transcript is spliced from 4 exons. Gene Ontology annotation, molecular function: hydrolase activity. Gene Ontology annotation, cellular component: endomembrane system. The record is from RefSeq and is a predicted model, not a curated record.
AUGAUAAUAAUUGGUCUUAAUUCUGUCAAAUGACACAAGAAUAUGUAAAGGGUAUGGAAUUCAGAAUUAAUUGAUGGGAUUUCAAAGGGAUAAAGCUCUUGAAAAGGCAAGGACGUUCCAUUAUUGACUCUGAAGCUUUAUCAUGAUGAGGCUUAACCUCUGCAGUUGUCCAACAGAAGUUGUUUUGUACAAAUUGCAUUGCCUGUAAUGCAGCCAAACUUACAUUCACUACUAGUUAAGAAGAUUCCAUUCAUGAAGGAAAUGCUCAUAUCUGCAUGUCUUGAUUGAAUUAGAUUUAAGGAUAAAAUUCAACUCGCUUUCCUACAAGGAAAUCAUAAUUUCUUGUUUAUUUCUCAACAACAAGAAGAAAUGCAAUUAACAUGGCCAACAACAGACAACCUACUUAUGAACGCAAUGAAAUCACAAACACUGCAUGCUCUCAAUUUCCUUAACAUAUGAAAAUCCACUUAGUUGUGUCCUCAUGAUCCACCAUUCGCACCCCUACUAGAUAUUUCCUUACCACAACCCACAUUCUCUCUAACAAAGAUCCUCGGGAUGGAGAAGAAAGGAUCACAAAGAGAUGGGACCUUGUUGCAGCAUCCGCUUCUCCUUGUACUUGCUUUAGCUAUAGGUUUUGUUAUAAUGGAUCCGUUUAAAAUGGGACCUUUGGGACACCAUGAUUUCAAGCCUGUCAAGCAUGACCUUGCACCUUACAAGCAAGUCAUGGAAAACUGGCCUAGAGACAAUAAAAGCAGAUUAGGGUCCGGGAAUUUGGAGUUUGUCGAUGAAGUUUUCGGCCCUGAAUCGUUGGAGUUCGACAGCCUGGGGCGAGGCCCUUAUGCUGGGUUGGCUGAUGGACGUGUUGUGAGAUGGAUGGGAGAGGAUGUUGGAUGGGAAACAUUUGCUCUUGUUUCCACAAACUGGUCAGAGAAACUUUGUGCUAGGGGAGUUGACUCAACCACAUCUAAGCAAUGGAAGCAUGAGAAACUGUGUGGUCGUCCAUUAGGUCUGAGGUUCCACAAAGAGAGUGGAAAUUUGUACAUUGCUGAUGCUUAUUAUGGCCUUCUGGUUGUUGGACCUGAAGGAGGACUUGCUACUCCUUUGGCCACUCAUGUGAGAGGGGACCCAAUACUCUUUGCAAAUGACCUUGACAUUCACAAGAAUGGAUCCAUCUUCUUUACUGACACCAGCAAAAGAUACGACAGGGUGGACCAUUUCUUCAUAUUGUUGGAAGGAGAAUCCACUGGCAGGCUUCUCAGAUAUGACCCUCCUACCAAAACGACUCACAUUGUAUUGGAUGGCUUAGCAUUUCCAAAUGGAGUUCAGCUAUCUAAGGAUCAAACUUUCCUGGUCUUCACUGAGACCACCAAUUGCAGAAUAAUGAAAUACUGGCUAGAAGGACCGAAAACUGGAAAGGUUGAACUUGUUGCAAACUUGCCUGGUUUUCCAGACAAUGUAAGACUGAAUGAAAAAGGCCAAUUCUGGGUUGCAAUAGAUUGUUGCAGGACAGCAGCUCAAGAGGUUCUUACACACAAUCCAUGGGUGAAGAGUGUCUAUUUCCGGUUACCAAUCCGUAUGAGGUACUUAGCAUGGCUGAUGGGCAUGAAGAUGUACACAGUUGUUUCCCUCUUCAAUGAGAAUGGCGAAAUCUUGGAAGUUCUUGAGGAUCCGAAGGGUGUCGUAAUGAAGCUAGUGAGUGAAGUCAGAGAAGUAGAAGGGAAGCUAUGGAUUGGAACUGUAGCUCAUAACCAUAUUGCUACCAUUCCUUAUCCCUAGCAUCGAAACCAUCUUUGAUGGUUAUUUUGUUUAUCUGUGGUGUACUAAAUGUCGUCUUUAAUUUGGAAUUUCCUUCAUUUAACAAUGGUUAAACAACUUGCAGACUUCUCUGUCACUUUCUAGAUCUCUUCCCCGAGUUUUUUUUUUUUUUCCUUGAGAAUCUUCAUCCCCUUGUGAUCAGUAAGAUUUGCCAAAUAAAUGCUGAAUUUUGUAGCUUAAUAGUCAAGAAAAAUGCAGUUAAGGCUGUGGUAUAGCAACAAAGGUGACCAAACACGCAAGCAUCCAAUAUCACACAAGUAGAGAACAAGGGUACACCCGAGGACAAAGCUUAGAAUUUUGAAUCAACAAAUCGCCAUCAAAGGGCCAUGAUGGAAGAAAGGUUCUACAUAAACUAAUAUUAAAUGCUUAAGCUAUAAACUCAAUCUUCAAGGAAACUAGAAUAUAGAACCCGCCUAAAUGAGGUAUGAAUGUAAAGUAUCUAAAAGUGGAGAUAAAAGGUAAAUGUCCUA